AGUCAGCUCGCAGUGGCUGCACAAACCAUAAGCAAAAAUUCACAUGCGCCGCAACAUUAGGCCGUGCUUGCAGAUUUAGAUAAAUAUAGUCGAUACCAAAACAGAUACAAGUCUAAAUAUAUUUUGCGAACAACAUUGAGACCAAAGACGAACAACAACAACAACAAUCGUCGCGUCUGCAAAUCUUUUGCAUAAAAGACCAAUUUGCAUUUUAAGUGUCGUCGUCGCGUCGUAUUCUGUUGAUGCGUGUGUGUGUGUGAUUGUGUGUGUGCAACAGCUAAAGUGCGUAUAACAAAACUUUGAAAUCAUGUCAACCCAACAACAAUCAGUGCAACGGGGGGAGCAACAGCAGCAGCAACAACAGCAGCAGCAGCAACAACAGCAGCAGCAGCAACAACAGCAGCAGCAGCAGUCGACCUGUAAAUUACACAUGAGUGACAUUUGGAUGAGGGGCAAGAAAAUGCGUAUAAGAGGUGUCAUUGUGGACAAGCUAUGCAUCAUCUUUGGCGAACUGACAGCAACGGCAUUUCUCUUGUUCCUGGGCUGCAUGGGUUGUGUCCAGACAUCGGAGUAUAUUAACUCCCAUUUGCAGUGCUCCUUAAACUUUGGGUUCGUUGUGAUGGUAUGCAUUCAGUGCUUCGGUUGUGUCUCUGGUGCCCAUCUCAAUCCCGCCGUAACGCUUGCCAGCUACAUUUAUGAUAUGAUAUCGCUGCCGAUGGCACUGGCAUACUUUGUGGCCCAAAUUGCUGGCGCAUUCAUCGGCUAUGGACUGCUGAAGGCAUCGUUGCCCCAUAAUGCCAUAUGCAGCUUGGAUACCCCGCUCGGCGCCUGCGUAACAACUGUCGACAGCGGCAUUAGCGUUUGGCAGGCGGCCCUCAUUGAGUUCCUGAUCACAUGUGUGCUCAUUACCAUCUGUUGCGGCGUUUGGGAUCCCCGUAAUACGAAAUUCCAGGAUUCGACUGCCAUACGUUUCGGGCUAGCCAUUGCAUGCUUAUCCCUAACUGCGGGUCAGUAUACGGGCGCCAGUAUGAAUCCGGUGCGAUCCUUCGCGCCUGCCUUGUGGAACAAUGUCUGGGAGAGCCACUGGAUCUACUGGGUGUGUCCCAUUGCUGGGUCAUUGGUCACGUCCCUCAUAUACAAGUAUGUCUUCAGGCGCGAGUCAAACGAUGCCGAUAAGUGCAUCCAACCUAAUGAGUCACAGCCGUAGAACCUCUCGUAAAUAUGUACAAAUAUAUGUGUGCAUGUGUAUACAUUUAUAACGUGUAACGUAAUUUAGUUUACCCCAUAGUUUAAAUCCCAAGUGAAUUAAUUGUAUGUGUAUAAUUAUGACAUAAAAUAUCAAAAUAAAUAACAAGUAUGUUUUGUAGGGCAGUAAGGUAAA
Messenger RNA from Drosophila grimshawi, 1381 nucleotides. Its product is annotated as aquaporin. The transcript is spliced from 3 exons. Gene Ontology annotation, cellular component: plasma membrane. The coding region runs from base 308 to 1207 and encodes 299 amino acids. NCBI's taxonomy places the organism in Eukaryota, Metazoa, Arthropoda, Insecta, Diptera, Drosophilidae. Gene Ontology annotation, biological process: transmembrane transport. Gene Ontology annotation, molecular function: water channel activity. The record is from RefSeq and is a predicted model, not a curated record.